This is a messenger RNA of Scatophagus argus, 10670 nucleotides long. Its product is annotated as adenosine receptor A1. Gene Ontology annotation, cellular component: membrane; synapse; dendrite. Lineage: Eukaryota; Metazoa; Chordata; Actinopteri; Scatophagidae. Gene Ontology annotation, biological process: G protein-coupled adenosine receptor signaling pathway. The transcript has 2 exons. The record is from RefSeq and is a predicted model, not a curated record. Gene Ontology annotation, molecular function: G protein-coupled adenosine receptor activity. The coding region runs from base 7468 to 8460 and encodes 330 amino acids.
GAUAUGUUUGGAGGAAAUGAGGCUAAAUACGUGAUAACAAAUGAGAGUGCUUUACAGACGCAUACUUACCAGUACUUGCACAGAGGUGCAUUCCCAUUAGCUUGCAUAAGCAGCAGUAAUUUUAUCUGCAUAGAAAUUUUAAACUUUGUGAUUCUUAGCAUUAAAUUCGCACCAUAAUGAUGACCUUUUGUUUUGAAAUACCCUGGAGCCUUAAAGGUGAGUUAAUCACAUUCAUACUCAAAACUCCAACGUCAAGAAUUCAGUGUAAUUUCAUUAGUUUCUUACAAAGACAUAACAAGUCAAGACUGAACUGACAGGAGCUGGAUGAUAUUUUCCUGCAGUUGCAGUAUGAUGUUGCAGUGACUUUCAUGAUGGAUUUUUAAUUUUUGUUCGGCGUUGUUGUUGAUUUCACUGAGGUAACAUUAGGUCCAUUUUGUUGGGUUUCUAACAGGAUGAAAGCAUACAGAGCAGUAUUAAAUGCAGUUUUGAGAAAUCCGCUUCCACUCUAACCCUGAUCCUAAUCUAAAUACUCAGAAUGCAUUGCAAUGCAAAAGUUUGUUUUUGUUGUGUACAGGUGGUUGCUGUGGUGCUGCUGGUGGUGAUUGUGUUUCAUUAUCUAAUGAAAUGAAAUUAUUGGUCAUUGUGUGUGAAGACAGUCCACCACAAGGCCAGGCUUAAACACUGCUGAAGGUGUUAGCAAGCUGAGAAACUACAUGAACGACAGAGAAAGUGGAGGCAAAAUAUCCAAAAACAUGCAAGCCUGACAGCUGUGAGUACUGACAAUAGCCAUGUUUGGUGGCUCCAUUUAUCAUGUCAUUGUUGACAAUGACAUGUUGUUUGAUAACGUGUGAAGGAGACAGGAGGUAGUUGGAUAUGGUUAGUGAUGACAAAAAUGUGCUGCACUUUCACAGUCAGAUGAAGUUAAUUUUGGGUUGGAUAUUCAAAAGACUUUCACCCCGGAGUGUGGAAUAUCCAGCCUAAAUUCACUGCGGUGCUUGAACAGCGCUGAGCCGAAGAACAGGUUGUUGCUGCACCAUUGAGAACAGACUCGUUCAACAGCUAAACCAGUUUCUCAAAGCACGCACUGACAGCAGUGAACAGUAACUGCCGGACAGGGUAGACUUUUCAGACUGAGGUAUGUUUGUGAUGGCUGUUUUGCUUGUGUUUAUAUGACUGUGGCAUGUAACAGAGUUCACUCUUAUAUUUAUCAGUAAAAAAGGGAGAACUUGUAGAACACAGCCAACUCAUCACUCACAUAUCUCCUAAGUGGACAUACAGGCUGUGAAUGUAGUCAGGCAGUGAACAUUCAUGUGUUUCAAAUGAGCGGCUUUGGAGGGAUUCCUGAAGUGAGUGUGUAAAGAGCACAGAUACUUCCAAAAUCUAGCUGCUUUUACUUUUUUCCUGACUUCUCACUGGUACCGAUGUCCAAACUGCAGUAGAGGUUUUAUGGAGAGAUUACAUUUAUUGAUGACACCAGUGUGUACUAUUUAUAACAGUAUUUACUUCCCCUGAGUCGCCUGCUUUUCCUUUUUCUCUUCCUUUUGAGUGGUCAAGCAAAAACUAGCAUAAUUAAUUUUAUAGGAGGGUUUUGCAGCCAGAUCUGAUUUUAGCCCUCUUAUUUUUUUAAGAAAAGGAUUUAAGAAAUGUAUAUUCAGUGGCAGUUUCACUCUUGUAAAGCUUUGACUAAAAGUAAAAACAUGUUCAAGGAACUUAUUUUAGCAUAACCGAGCCACAGGAGCCCUGGAUUUUUUUUUAAGACAACAUAAAUACAAAAUAAGAAUAUUUCAAUUUAAGUUGGCAUUACUAAUACUAAUAAACAAUAAAGUGAGUACACUCAAUUAGCUUCACAGUAUGCGCUUAAAUAUAAACCAUAUUCACAUACAAUACUCCAAUAUUUAGAACACAGACCUACUAUUUAAGCCUUAUCAAAAACAUUUCAUUUGGACCAAAUGCAUGCAUUUUCUUUUUACAUUCUCUCACUGUGCACUGUUUAAACACUGACGUUAUCCAAGGUCCAACAACUGUACAGCUGUGCUCCACAGACUCAUUCAUUUGUUUCAAAUUUCCUUCAUUUUCUGGCUGGUUUUGUGGAGAUCAGGUUAGUCAUGGUUAAACGCUGUGCCUGGGACAUAUGUGAUGGUGAUACUCGUUACUCAGACUCAGAGAGGUUGGAAGGAGAUAUACAUUUCUUUUCAUUUGUUAAAUCAAUCAUUGAUCAGCACGUGUAUGCUAAUACUAGCAGCUGAAUGUAUACACAAGCUUAAUAAUGAUGUCAACAGUGAUCAUAUCCUGCCUUACAGGAACACUCCUUAUGGUAUUGUUAAAUGUGGGUUUACAUGGUUUUGUGGGUUUUUUGGCUUUGUGCAAAUAACUAAUAGGUGCAAAAAGUUUUAGAGACGAGGGCGCCUGCAGCAGGGGGCAGAGACCAAAAGCUGCGGUCAAGUUGGACAGUUUUAGGCAGCCUUCGAUCUGUACAGGAAGUCACAGAAGCACUCACAUCCUGUUAGAUAUUAAUUCAGUUUAUGAAAAUGUUAUAUCAGGCCCAUAUAUCAGUUUGUACACAGUCUUUAUUUUAAUUAGGACAGUUUAUUUCAAUUCAGUUCAAUUCAAUUUAUUUAUAUAGCACCAAAUUACAACAAAAGUUGUCUCAUGAUGCUUUCCAACUAGAGCAGGUCUAGACCAAUCUCUUUAAUUUGAUUUUUGGUAAAGAGAGACUCAACAAAAACCCCAUGAGCAAGCACUUGGUGACACUGACAAGGAAGAACUUUUAGAGGGCAGAAACCUCAGAGGAGACCCGGCUCUAUGUGGGCAGCCAUCUGCCUUGACCGGUUGAGUUGAAAGAGAGGAGGGAGAGAGACAGAGAGAGAGACAGAGAGAGAGACAGGAAGAGAGGGGGGGCACAGACAGAGAUGCUUUGCAACAGGGAAAAUAACACAGUAUUGGAACAACAAAAAAACAGUAUACAACAAUAAUAAUAAUGAUAGUAGUAGUAGCAAUAGUAAUAGUAGUAAUAAUAAUAAUGCAGAAAUAUAACACAUGGUAAUAACAGUUGAUGGUGUCACACAAGACUCUGGGGAAGAAGUCAAGUUAGUUACAGGCACUGAUGGGACAUGAACGUGUGUGUAAGGAGAUGGAGAGGAGGGGAGAGAUGAUCAGUGCAUCAUGGGAGGUCCCCCAGCAGUCUAGGCCUAUAGCAGCACAACCAGCCUUUUAAGUAACCUGUUAAAAUACUGUACAGUUGAUGCGUGAUUUCUGUUCAUGGUUUAACAUGCAAUUCCCACAAAUUUAUGUAAAUAAGAAUCACAUCAGUUUAUAUAUGCUGUUAUAAAUCAGUUGAUCAGACCUGUCCUACAUAAAAAAAAUUAAAAACAUUAACAGUCAAAAUGGAGGACAGAAAUACAAGGCAAGGCAAUAACUUUUAGUGUUGAUCUGUCAGAUAUUUAGACUUAAGGAUUUUACAUCUAUACAGAGUAUUUUAAGAAUCCUCACAUUCCACUGACCUCAAGUUUUUGUGCUGCUAAUCACUUAAUUAAAUCAGUCCAGUGUACACACAACUAUGAUAUAUCAUCUGCAGAUUAUAAUGUGAAAAUCAAAAUCACAUUGGCUUAUCUUUCCACUGUUCCAACAAUCAGUAAGUUGGUGUGGUCCAAAUUAACCCUUAAAUCACCCAGGUAGAUGUGGAAAAUAUCAGCAGAGGAGUGAGAGCGAGGGUGUGAGAACGGAGGAAACAGUGUGCUGACCACCAUAUUUAACAUGAUAAAUUAAAUGUUUAUUUUUGACCAAAUCAGAGCUAGUGAUUGUUAAAAAAAAAAAAAAAAAUACCAAAGAUGGUAUUUAAAAAAAAAAAAAACCCAAAACAAAACAAAACAGAACAGAGUCCUCUGACUCAGUUGCAGGUAAUACUGUUUCACUUUCACAUUGUGAUCUGUAGGUUUUAAUUUCUACCUUUACCAAAAUAAAUAAAUAAAUAAAUGUUAUAGGCAAAUGUUAAUAUUAGGCUUUUAAGAUUGAUUUCAAGAGGAAGGGUGAAGAACAAACAUAUGAUGUUGGUGGUUGUUUGCUGCGUUGUUUGCUUUGCUCUGUUUUUUUUUUUUUUUUAGCCAUUGCAGAAAUUGUCACCUUUAUUUUUGUGCUGAUUCAUGUGUCAACAAUAUGUGACCAAGCACCUGUCAUCGGUUUCACUUCCCUUACCAGCAUGAAUGGAGCCCAUUACUGAAAAGACAUGACAGAAAAAGAAGAUGUGCAAGCAAAGCAAUGAAUUAACAUAUAUGUGAAAAUGAUGAUAACCGCUCUACCAAGAGGAACUAGUUCUCGCUGAAAAUGCCUUUAUCAAUCACUUUUACCCGCAAUCACACUCAACAAAGAAGGAGCCAUGGAAUCAGCUACCGUCUGCAUAUUGCCUUCUGACCUCAUAAUGACACUUCAAACAUCUGAUCAAGCGAAAUCAGUCAAUCAGUCAAUCAGUCAAUCAGUCAAUCAGUCAAUAAAUCAAUUGGACCCUAUACUAUGGCAGUUGAGCCUCCACCCCAAAAGACAGAAUAAUUAAAACUGCUUAAUUAAUCAAAACAGACUCACCAGUUAGCAUUGUCUGAACACAAUCCAAUUCUUCAAUUUAUCUCUGAUUUGACCUUAAUUCAACCUGCCAUGCUGCCUCGCACAAACCGACCCUUCCUCUCUCCCAUAUCUCUGCUCUCAAAGUGCUGCUCUCAAACAUUCUUAUUCUUCUUGGUUUUAGUGGUUUCAGUCUGGUAUAUGAACUAUAGUUUACACAGCAUUUUCUUACCACUACCACUACGAUAUUUCUUUAUUUUGGCAGUGUAAUGUGAUUUAGUCUGAUAUUAUCAUUAAUUUGUAGUGCAUGUGACAAAUAACUGCACUUUAAAACUUGAACUUGCCAAGUUAAAUAUACAGAUGAACCAACAAGGCGAAAAGGAGGCUAGGCUAAAUUUUAUGUUUUCAUGUGUGAUUAUUAACUACUCUGGAGGGAUACAUAAGCAUCUGUAACAAUCCAACAGUAGGACUAGACUAAAUUAGGCUUGCCCAGUAUUCAUGGAAACAACCCAUACAAUUGACCAAAUAUAUGCAAAAGGUUGACCGAUUAAUAUGAACACAAAAUGAGGCCGCAUAGUAGCUGUGACACAGUGAAGUAAAAUCUACAUUAAACUAGAAAGCUCACUAAGGAUGCUGAGAAUAAUUUUGUUAAUUGGAACCAGUAACAGAAACUUUACUGUCAUGUAAUCCCUGUGGCACAUCUGCAAGCGGAUCCCUGCAAGGCCUUAAUCAAAUUCAUUACUUCUGUUUAUCAAAAAUUAUGUGUUGCGGGUGCAACCAAAGAGAGUCUUGUGUAGAUGAAUAUCAGUUGAAGAAAACGUUAUGUCUAUACAUGUAUAUGGUAAUUACUAAUGGCAUAUAUCUAGGUUCUUUUAUUAUUAUUUGUUUACCCAGAGGCCAAAAUAACCCUUAUAUUUGUGUGGUAUGCUGAAACCAUAUACAUUACAAAUCUACAAAAUGUUUUGUGCAAGCAAUAAUCGAUUGUACAGAAUAAUGUCAUUUCUCAGUCAUGUUACAUGUAGGGAUGCAUGAGUACAUUGGUAAUACAUCAGUAUUAACUGAUCAAAGCUUUAAAAUAAAAUAUUGGCAUCAGCCCAAAAUCAGUGUUAAUGCUUGUAGACUUGCACUUGAGCUAAUAAAGGCAUAUGGGAUGACAGAGCCCCAAUAAAAUUGAUUCACUGUCUGCUCAUGAACACUCUAAUGCAUAGACCAGACCCUGAGAAUAUAGGCAAUGUCCCAAAACAGCACCCUGAGUCAUUACUUUUUCAAAAAGAAAAGAAAAAAAACAAAGUGAUCAGCUUGAAUACAUUUACAGCCAAACGGGUUCAUUGAAUCUGCUUCCUUAAGCAACUGAAGACCAUCUAAAUGAUUGCUUGCUCAGUGAUACAGGCUGCCAAAGUUUUGUCAUGCUCAGACAGACAAUUAAAUUAAGUUUUUGUAAGUAAUUGAAGUUUUGGAUCUAAUUCCUACCUGCAGCUUACCCUGCAGACUCCAAGUUAUGGAAAGACUGGAGUUAAAAUAUGUAGACAACAAGAGUAAGUGAUCAAAAAAAGACUGUAAGACUGUGACACUGCUUUUAAGAGUCACCUCUUAAAUCUGCAUGUCAAAACAUGCUCCGAAAUGACAAGAGAUAAAAUUGCAGCAGAUGGAUAGAUCUCUUUUUAAAAUCACUGAGCUAAAAUGCUGUCCCCACAUAUUAUUUAAUUAUGAUCAAAGAAAGAUGGACCUCAUGAUUAAAAUAGAACUAAUGACUGUGCUUAGCUUAAAACGGGAUGCGAUGCUGUGCUUAAGAUGAUAAAAUCUAACAAUAAUUGGCAUACAUGACCCAGACUAAAGUCAGUGAGCUGGAACCAGCAUUCAUUGCACAAUAAAAUAUGUAUUUAAUUGGUUUUAAUAAUUAAUACCCUUACCCUCAUUAAUACCCUUACCCUCAUGAUACCGUUAAUUGGUGUCAGGAAAUAUAGCAAUUACUUUCUUUUAAAGAAGUAAUUGUAACGUUGGGAAAUGCUCUUAUUUGUUUUCUUGACAUAAGUUGAAUGGGAAAAUUAAUUCCACUUUCAUACCUGUUCACUUAAAAAAGUUGCAGCCAGAAACUGUUUAGUUUGGCUUAGCGAAAAGACAGGAAGCAGGGGAAACAAUUAGCCCAGCUAUGUCCAAACACAAUCAGCACCACUCAGCUCACUAAUUAAAAAGUUACAGUUUCUUUAUUUAGUUAAUAAACCAAAGUUUUAAAAUGAUAAGUUGUCAUUUUACAGGGGACUAUUUUUUGGCCAUGAGUAGUGACUUUCCUGAAGCCUUGUCACAUGUUCUGUAAGUAUUGAGCAGUUGAAAAUUUAACUUGCUAGUGUUUUCUAAUGGACCAAAUAUGUAAUAUCGACUCUUUCCUCAAACAUAUCUUUGGCAUUGCAUGUCCAUUACUCACUACGCUGAUAUGGAUUCAUCCAUUUGGGAGUUUGUUACAUUUAACACCCUUCUCGAAAUGUAUCUGGACACUUAUUACACGAAGAUCAAAAACCGCACGUACACACACACACUGUUAAUGUGAGCAAAACUAUUGCUGCAGGGAGCUGCAGAAAGCAAAGUCCCUCCCCUCAGGUUUAUGACUCCUUUUUAGUGAGAGAGUGAGUGAGAGAGUAGCGAUGUAGAGGAGAAGUGAUGCACUGGUACCCAGUCCUAGGCAGAGCUUGAACAACAUGGUGAGGAUUAAAUGUCCAACAUACUUUAAUGAGCACUUCAGGACCACUCGUUGUUUCAUUGCGGCAAUAAGAAAAGAGUACAGUUCUUUCAGCUAGAGAACAUACAUAAUGGAAGGUGUUUUUUCUGAAGCAAACCCAAAGUGGAGGCUAGAAGAUUCAACUACCAGCUUUCUUCUUUUACAGUCUGAGUAAAGGUAAGCCUGACCUGUGAACAGUCAUAAUGUCUUCCUCUCCUGGUAUCAAGCCUCGGGAGCAUGUGGACAUGAUGUACAUCUCCAUUGAGACAGCUAUUGCCCUGGCCUCCGUGCUGGGGAAUGUGCUGGUGGUGCUGGCUGUGUGUGUGAACCGGGCUCUCCGCAACACCACCUUCUGCUUCAUCGUAUCUCUGGCUGUGGCUGACAUCGCUGUGGGGGUUCUAGUCAUCCCUCUGGCUAUCAUCAUCAGUCUGGGAUUCAGCACUCAGUUCUACACCUGCCUCUUCCUCUCUUGUCUACUAUUGAUCAUCACCCAGAGCUCCAUCCUUUCCCUGCUGGCCAUUGCCAUCGACCGAUAUUUGCGAGUUAAGAUUCCCACCAGGUACAGCACCAUUGUGACCCAGAGGAGAGCAUAUGUGGGAGUUUGUCUGUGUUGGAUCCUCUCUUUCCUCACUGGAUUGGUUCCGAUGAUUGGAUGGAAUAACCAUGAUGCUCAAAGGAAUAUCAGCAUUUCCAGCAACAUUGUCUGUGAAUUCACCACUGUCAUGAGGAUGGACUACAUGGUGUACUUCAAUUUCUUCGGCUGGGUGGUGCUGCCACUGUCUAUAAUGGUUGCUCUGUAUGGGGAAAUCUUUAGGGUGAUCCGACGACAGCUUAACCGGCGUGCUGAAGCCUGCUGUGAUAGAGACAGAUACUAUCAGAAGGAGCUGAAGCUGGCAAAAUCUCUGGCGUUGGUGGUCUUCCUCUUCAUUGUCUGUUGGCUGCCAAUACACAUCAUGAACUGCAUUACCUUCUUCUGCCCAAAGUGUGAUGUACCCAAGUUUGCUGUGUAUGUAGGCAUUUUUAUGUCCCAUGUGAACUCAGCACUCAACCCAAUGGUUUAUGCAUUCAGGAUAAAGCGCUUCCGUGUCACGCUGAUCCAGAUUGCUCACCGCUGCAUGUUGUGUAAAUCCAGGGAGCCCACUCCAUGCCCCACCAACACACCAGCCCUGACAGAGAAAGCGGAUGUAAACAUGUAACAAGUGCUGCAUACUCCUGUAGACAUGGUUUAAGUGAGAUAGUCAUGGGACUGUGUGAUGUUUGGAAUAUCAUCCCAGGAGCAUGCACAACAAAGCACUUCACUGAGUCAUGUGACACAAUCAGUUCUGACCAAUUCAUAUUUAUUUGUAAGUUUUUAAGAAAGUAAGUGUGCAUUCAAAAAGAAAUACUGUCCCUGUUAGCCUGCAUCAUUUUGUUUACACUUAAUGCUUCCUCAAAUGAUUCACAUUGAAUUAUGAUAAAAUUAUAAUUAUGUAUUAUUUAAAUAAUAGUAUGUAUGUCAGCAAUUUAAGUGAUGCAACAAACAUUUAAUGUUCAAAAGACUUGAUGGUAGAUUCACCAGAAUAAACAUUCAUAGCCUCUUCAUUUAAUAUGUUGAUGUAACAUAUUAUUUCAUAUUUAUAACAUAUAUAAUAUAUAAUAUAAUAUAUUAGCAUGCUCACAAUGACAAUACUGUCAAAGGAUCCAGUAUGGUUCAACACAAGGAAAACACGAAGACUUGUACCAAAUUUCAAGGCAACAAAUCCUGGAGGUGUUGCAAUAUUUCACUGAAUUAGUGAAAGCUUUGACCUGCUGGUGGGGCUAGAAGAAAAAUGAGGGGAUUACCAUAACCAUUAGGAUUCAGUCACUGGGCCCAUAAAUAUCUCUGAGUAUCUGAGUAGUAGUUACAUAAAGAAAAGCAGAAGAGUCAGAAUGGGAGGAUUUAUGGAGUAAGAUCAAUAAAGAGCACAGUGUGUUCUGAAAUUUUAUGUUUCACAGAAAACCAUUCACAGUAAGUGACCCCUCCUGGAAAGAAAAUGAACAAAGUCACUAAAGCAAAUGAAACAAAACAUUCUUUAUCACAGGAUGCAGACACCUCUUCAGCUAAUUCAGCUAGUUUAAGCCAUAUUUCAAUAGCUGCGACAGAGUGUUGAAAAGGCUCUGAGGCAUUUGAGUAAAUUACCCACAGAGCAUUAUAUGCUGAAGUGAUUUAUUCCAAAUCUAAAGCUAAAGCUGCAGCUAAAGCUGUGUCACUUCUGCUUUGUCAUCAGUUUGACUUCUGUUUCAGUCAAUAUCACACUGCUUCCACUCACACAACUUAAUACAUUGUACAUGUUUACAUGCACCUACCUGACAUGUAGGUUUCGUGUGCAUACUUCAGUGAGGUUCACAGAGAUGUUUUUUUUUUCUUUUUCAAAUUUAUCACCUGACUGAUUGUGACCACCUCAAACUUAGUGAUUGAACAGUUUCACAAGAACAAAACUGUCACACUCUAUCUGUCUCUGUCCGUCCCUCCCUCACAAACAUACCAAUACGUAUUUUACCAUCUGUCACCUUCAUCCUUGUCAAGGGAUUUGAAACUGCUGAGUGUGGUCUAAUCCCCAGCCCUCGUCUUAGUGAGGGAGGUGCUGCAUAACCGCCCUGGCAUUUACAGACUUCGCACCACACACUCCUGUGGCUGGUGGCCUGCUGAGUACUGAAGGGACACAAGCAUGAUGUAGGUGUGGAGACAAAAAGCCAUCAUUCUCCCUUUUCUGUGUGCAUCUUAUCUCCAUCCUAGGUUAAUCUUCUGUGAGGUAAGACCCUUCACGGUCAUCCUAAAAAAGCUGCAACAAAGAUUUAGAGCCUCAUAUGAGACACUGUACUUCUCGUAAUUCUACAUACUUUUUGAUAUUUAAUAUUAUCAGACAACUGAAGAAAACUUUAAUUUGCAGAAUCAAAGCACUGUAUAAUGGCUGAAACGGAGGGAGCAGAGGGUGGCCGAGACUUGGAGGCUCCUGAGGAAGAGCUGGACGGCGAACAGGAAGCCUUGUUGCACUUUGGUAAAUACAGUGAAGGUCGGCGUGCGCUACCUUGGGAGCAGUGGACCUUCAGAGAAAAGGCAAACUUUUAUAUCGACCGCAUCUUCCUUGGGUUCUUAAUCAUAUUCCUCAUCUUGUUAUUGGGAGAAUGUGUCUAUAAAAUGUGGUAUGUAACAGACGUGAAGAAGGUGGCAGCAUUUGUGUCAGAUUCAGUGGUCUUUCUGUUCAACUGGCUCUCCACCCAGGACAGAAAGGAGGAGCUGCUGGAACUGUAGGCUGUUAAUACACUUGAUGGCAUUUUUUACAGAGUUGUAGGCACGUGUGAUAUGACAAAAGUCUGAAAAGAAUCAAUUUAUCUUGACUGAAGAUACAGUAAUGUAUUAAUGAUUUCUGAACUUUAUUUUUGACAA